Penicillium oxalicum is the source of this 1302-nucleotide messenger RNA. Its product is annotated as YgfZ/GcvT domain-containing protein. The coding region runs from base 1 to 1302 and encodes 433 amino acids. Gene Ontology annotation, molecular function: protein binding. The transcript has a single exon. Lineage: Eukaryota; Fungi; Ascomycota; Eurotiomycetes; Eurotiales; Aspergillaceae. Gene Ontology annotation, cellular component: mitochondrial matrix. The record is from RefSeq and is a predicted model, not a curated record.
AUGAUUCGGCCGCGUCCAUCGAUCUGUGGCCGCUGUCUCGCGCGCAAAAGACUGUUUACUACAAGCAGCUGCAAAUCAGAACAAAUACAAAAUGCGCCUCACCCACCGGAUGUCGGCUACUCCCGGCUCACUAACCGGGGCCUUAUAUCCAUCACCGGAGCCGACAGCACCUCUUUCCUGCAAGGAUUGAUCACUCAGAACAUGCUGGUGGCCAAUGACCCGAAUAAGAGAGUCCGCCAAACCGGUACAUAUGCUGCAUUUCUAAACUCGCAAGGUCGCAUUCUGAACGAUGUCUUCAUCUAUCCACUCCCGAGCCCGAACGGAGACCAUGCCGAGCGAGAAUGGCUAGUUGAAGUUGACCAGAACGAGCUAUCCACCUUGUUGAAACACCUCAAAAAACACAAGCUUCGCGCAAAGCUGAAAUUGCGUGCUCUUGAUAUGGGUGAGCGAACUGUUUGGUCCUCAUGGAAGAAUCACUCCGAACCACGCUGGGCGGCGUACAAUCUCGAAGCGGAAACUGCGUCCCCAUUUGCGUCCUCGCCGAAUGUAGUUGGAUGCAUUGACUCACGAGCUCCCGGCUUCGGGUCCCGUCUCGUCACUCCGGGAUCAGAAGACCUGCGCAGCCACUUGCCCGACGAGUCGCAACUUGCUGGAUCCGAGGUGGAUCUGGAUUCGUACAUUGUGCGUCGAAUACUCCACGGGAUAGCAGAAGGACAAGGCGAGAUCAUUCGGGAAUCAGCAUUGCCUCUGGAAUCUAAUAUGGACCUGGGUCGCGCCAUUGACUUCCGGAAAGGCUGUUACGUGGGCCAGGAAUUGACCAUUCGUACGCAUCACACGGGUGUGGUGCGGAAGCGUAUACUUCCCGUUCAGUUGUACACUGGAGCGGCCCCUUCAGCGUCUGGUCCAAUCUACGACCCCUCAGCGCAGAUUUCACUGCCAGCUCAGGGAUCCAACAUCAACAAAGCUGGUGGUCGCCGGGGCCGGAGCGCCGGCAAAUUCUUAAGCGGCGUCGGCAAUAUCGGCCUUGCGUUAUGUCGACUGGAAAUGAUGACUGACAUCGCCCUGACCGGUGAGGGAUCACAAUAUUCUCCUGACAACGAGUUCAAAGUCUCGUGGGAAAAUCAGUCCGAUCAACAACCGCAAGAAGUCAAGCUGCAGGCUUUCGUGCCAGCCUGGACCAGAGAGUUCAUUCUUGCCGGAAGCGCCAAAAAAACACCCGCACGUUCAGGCGAUGUCGAAGGCGAGCGAGCACGGACUCUCGUCGAGCAACUGGAAGAGGAGGAAGCGCAACGGCGAGAAUAA